AUGACCCCCUCUCCCGUUCCUUUUUCUCAGUUCAUACAACGUUCACGCAUCGCACUUGCCAAACUACAUCACAAGCGUCAUUCAAGUCCUCCUCCACCUCCACCUCCACCUUCCUCCUCCUCUUGUCUUUUGAAUCCCCAUCUCAUGCACGAUCAGUACCACAGCAGCGAUUCACCAGCAGCAAAGGCACACUAUUUGUUCAAACUCGCCAACCAUUUCUUAUUUGGACGCAAAGGAUACAAAAAGGCACCCACAUUAGCACUGGCGUAUUAUGAAGAUGCGGCACGACUAGGCAGUGCAGCUGCUCAUGGCGUACUUGGUUUCUGCUAUGAGUUUGGUCUCGGUGUAUCCAAGGAUUUUGUUGCCGCGGAGACACACUAUCAACGAGGAGCACAAAUGCAUGAUGGAUUGGCUAUGGCUCGAUUAUCAUUCUUGCGAAAGUAUGGUCGUCCCAAUGUACGCAUCGAUCGUGCUGAAGCAGAAGAAUGGGCUGAUCGAGUGCGAUGCUUAACGUCUACCAACCCUGUCGGAUGGAUCGUCGAAGCUGCUACCAUUGAUAAUGACCCAGCUGCUCAAUAUGCACUUGGUGUGUGUUACCAUGACGGCGUCGGCAUGCCAAAGGAUGAACAUGCCGCUUUUCGGUGGUACAAAGCAAGUGCCAUGCAAGGUCAUCCUCGUGGUCAAGGAAUUCUCGGUUAUUGCUAUGGUGAAGGUUUUGGUGUUGCCAAGGAUCCAGUCGAAGCCAUCAAAUGGUAUAGACGCGCUGCUGCACAAAGUGAGACUGUUGCCAUUUACAAUGUUGGCUAUUGCUAUGAAGAUGGUAUUGGUGUCGAGCGUGAUGUCAACGAAGCCGUAAGAUGGUAUCGACUUUCAGCAGAACAAGGAAAUGCAUUCGCUCAAAACUCGCUUGGAUAUUGCUAUGAAGAUGGGAUUGGUGUGAAGCAAGAUUUUCCAAAGGCGGCCUAUUGGUAUCAACGAUCAGCAGAGCAAGGGUAUCCAUGGGCACAAUGCAAUCUCGGCUAUUGUUUCCAAAAUGGCAUUGGCAUCCCAAGAGAUAAUGCACAAGGCGUUUAUUGGUAUCGAAAAGCUGCCAUUCAAGGACAUGCACGUGCUCAACACAACCUCGGAUUUUGCUACCAAAACGGCAUCGGCAUCACACGCGAUGAAAAGGAAGCUGUAAAGUGGUAUCGACGAUCAGCUGAACGCGGCAACAUUUUCGCCUACCAUUCGCUUGGUUAUUGCUAUCAAAACGCCAUCGGUGUCAAUGCCAAUCCUCAAGAAGCAGUAUUUUGGUAUUAUUUGUCGGCAGAAGAGAAUCAUGCACCUGCACAAUUAUCACUUGGCUAUUGCUAUCGUAAUGGUAUUGGUGUCCCCAAAAAUGAACGUGAGGCUGUGAAAUGGUUUCGUCGCUCGGCUGAACAAGGGAAUGCUCUUGCACAAAACUCGCUUGGCUUUUGUUAUGAGGAAGGUCUUGGAGUCAAGAAGGAUGCAGCUCGUGCAGCGUAUUGGUACCACAAGAGUGCUAAGCAAGGGAAUCCAUGGGCUCAAUGCAACCUCGGUUUUUGUUAUGCCAACGGCAUUGGUGUUCCAAAGGACAAUAGCAAGGCUGUACAUUGGUAUCGUCAAGCAUGUGCACAAAAUCAUGCUAGAGCUCUCGACAAGUUUGGUGUUCAUUUGCAAUGUGGCCUUGGUGUCGAGCAGGACUUGACCGCUGCCUUUGAUCAUUUUCGACGUGCUGCAGAUCAAAAGCAUGUUGCUGCCAUGUAUCAUCUUGCCAAUUGCUUUGAAAAAGGUCUUGGAUGUCCCGUUGACUUGCAACAAGCGACGCUAUGGUUUGAACGCGCAGCAGCAGCUGGAUGUCAUAGUUCGCAUGAAAGAUUGAGACGACUUUUGGUGCGUGCUUGUCUUCCAUCCAAUACGUGCGUUAUGACAAACGACGAUCUCCUCUAUUGCGGUUUCAUCAGUGGCCACAGUGCACCAGCAGCUUAA
Lichtheimia ornata is the source of this 1989-nucleotide messenger RNA. RefSeq lists its product as uncharacterized. NCBI's taxonomy places the organism in Eukaryota, Fungi, Mucoromycota, Mucoromycetes, Mucorales, Lichtheimiaceae. The coding region runs from base 1 to 1989 and encodes 662 amino acids. The transcript has 2 exons. Gene Ontology annotation, molecular function: protein binding. The record is from RefSeq and is a predicted model, not a curated record.